GUUUUACUUCCUGUCCUUGUGUUACUCUGUGGUGAGCCUCGCCCUGAUGUGUUCUACCUGUUGCCUGCCACUCUGUGUCUUUACUUCCUGCUCAGUGUCUCUGUUCAGUGUGGAUCUGCAACUGGAGCAUCUGUAUGAACCAUAACGGCUGAAAACGUACAAAGUAAAAUAACAAAGAUUUACUGAGAGUAACUUUUACUCAGGUUUUAACUCAAACAUGUCUGAACACCAUAGCAUCUGUAAUACACACAGAAAAAAAAUUCUCAGGCUUUUAUUUUUGAGGACCACAUCGGAAGCGGCUCUUAUUGCAGUGAGCCGGUCGACAGGCGGAAGCAGUUGAACCCGUGAGGCUGAUCCCGGCGUGUGAGACCGGUGCUCGGUCCAUGGACUGAAUAGGCUUUCAGUAGGGUCUUUAUCGGGUUUGUCUCAGACUGGUCUGAUGUGACGGACUGCUCCGGGUACCGCUGUGAACGCCCCCUCGCGGCCGCGCGGUGUUAGCUGUUAGCCUGUUAGCUUGAGAGUUUAGUCAGAGUUUAGUUUGAAGGGGUUCAGAGAUGUCGGGGGGAGACCUGAGGGGACGCUUCCUCUACAACCUGCCGUCAUCCGUCCAUUGGGACUUUUGCCGGGUCAUGGAUGGACUGUCGGACCUGGACUGGACCCGCUUCGCCUCGGAGGUCCUCCACGAUCAGAACACUGUGCGAUUGGCUGAGAGGAGGGAGAGGCGGACCGACUGGGUGAUGAACCAGUGGGAGAACAGGAACGGUCGAGUAGGGGAGCUGAUCGACCUAUUGGAGCGUCUACAGCUGUUCCGCCCCCGUGACGUCAUCCUGGGCUGGAUGCCCAGUAUGAUGCCUUUCUCCUCUCUCCCUCCUCCUCCUCCACCUGCUCCUAUUGCUCAUCGUCCUCACGUCUCUCUCCCUCAGUUCGACCCCCCUCCCAAAUCCUCGGAGGCCCCGCCCACAUUGAGCACCUGUAAACUGACCACAAAAGUAGAUACAGGAGGAGGAAAACCGCUACCCAGACCUGCUCCACCCCCCUCCAGUCUGCAGUCUGGCCUCCACCAACCCCCCCAGCCCUCCCAGGUGGCGACAGGCGGGGUGAUGUGCUGGUCGUAUGAAGAGGUGCAUGCUGGGACACAUGGGUUCUCCCCCUCCCUGCAGGUGGGAGAGGGGGGGUUUGGAGUCGUGUACAGAGCGACUCUGAAAAACACAGACUGUGCCGUAAAGAGACUAAAACAGGACUGUCUGAUGGACUGGACUCUGCUGAAGGAGAGUUUCCAGACUGAAGUAGAGAAACUGUCAAAGUUCAGACACCCCAACAUUGUGGACCUGCUGGGCUUCAGUGAGGGAGGGGGGUCAGUGUGUCUGAUCUACAGCUACAUGGACAACAGAUCACUGGAGGACCAGCUGCAAAACGAGUGUGCGCUCUUCUCCUGGUCUCGGAGAGUAAAUGCUCUUGAAGACGUAUCAAAGGCUCUGCAGUUCCUCCACACACCCCCCGGCAGACACCCACCACUCAUCCACGGAGACGUCAAGAGUUCAAACAUCCUGUUGGACCGUCACCUGGUGGCGAAGCUGGCGGACUUUGGUUUGGCUCGGUGUGCGUCUCGUGGCUCGUCUGGACGCUCGGCAGCUCAGACCGCAUCUGUCGGUAAAACAGAGACAGUAAGAGGAACACUAGCAUACCUGCCUGAUGAGUACGUGAGGAACAAAGAGCUGGGCACCGCUGUGGACGUCUACAGCUUUGGAGUGGUGUUGUUGGAGGUGCUGACUGGUCGUCGAGCUCUGGAGAAAGACAGGAAGUCAGGAGAGAGAUACCUGAAAGACCUGGUGGAGGAGGUGGAGGACAGUCCGACUGGUUCGUCUGAAGCGUCCUGGAAGAAACAGCUGGACCACCGGCUGAUGAAAGGGGGCGCUGCAGAGCCUGCUGGCUGUAUGAAGAUGGUGGCUCUAGCCUGCAGCUGUUUGGACAAGAAGAGGAAGAAGAGACCGGCCAUGACCGAGGUGUUUGAAAAACUUCUGGACAUCCACAACAUGGUGAGGAUGACCUGCUCCUCCUCCCCCCUCCAUCACCCUCCUCCACCUCAUCUUCAUCCCCCCUCCCAGUCCUUCCCUCGACCCCCCAGCUCCCUGGACUCCAGUGUGGGAGCUCUGUCCAACCAGAUGUCUAAACUGGGACCACUCGAAUACACCUACCAGUCCUCUUCGUCUUCCUCCUGUGCCCUCACCCUUCCCCACCCCCUCCACUCCUCCUCCUCAUUCGCAGGCCCAUGUGAAACUGAUGAGAGUCGAGGUUUCUCCCAGUACCACCUUCGCUCCCAGUCGAGCUCAAAUGGGGCCAGCUCCAAGGCUCUGUCCCCAUCCACUAGAGAUCCCUGUCCAACUGGGCCCACAGAGUCCCAGUUCAGCAAGCCUUCUGUCCCCACUGAGGACCAGUACAACUUUCCUCCUCAGCCCAGCUCCAGUAAUAGACCAAGGGCCGGGGCCGUCACAGGACCAGACACCACAGCAGGGGCCACAGCAGGUCUCUACAGUGUCUCAGAAUGCCUCUCUCCCGUGGGGUCCCUGCAGUCAUUGUCCCUGGGGCCCGCAGUCGACAUUAAUCCAAGUAAACAGCGUUUCCUGGAGAAGAAGACUCUGUAUGAGGAGGGACGGAUCCAGACUCCAGAGCUGCUGUCAUCACACGACCUCUUCUUCAUCUCAGUUUAUCUUGUCCUGUCGUCAUCAGUUUUCAUCUCAUUUCAUCCAGAUAUCAGAUGUUUGUUCAUCUCAUGUUUCCUCUCUUCAUCUUUGUUUUCCAUCAUCACACUCCUCAUUUUAUGUCUCACUUCAUCAGCUCAGCACAGACUCCAGUCAUCCACUGACCCCAUGUUGUAUCUCACAUCUCGUUCUGUCUCAUCUCAUUUAUUCUCAUCUCUCAUCAGUGUUUCAGUCAUUCAGUUGAAUUCACCUUAAUUUCUACAGCUCCACAUCCUCAGACAUAAUGUGAAGGCCCUUCAUAGAGUCAGGUCCAGACCUUCACUUAUUGUGGAGAGUAAGUCUAGGAACCACAGUGUGUCAGCAUUUAGAGAGCUGAUAGUAAAGAGUUGCAGUAGUCCAGUCUAGACUAGUUUUUCAGCUUCCUUUAGAGAUUUUCACAAUAAUGGUCAGGUGGAAGAAGGCUGUCCUAGAGACUUGUUUUAUGUUUGAAGUAAAGGACAUGUCCUGGUCAACAAUGACCCCAAGGUUUCUGACUGUAGCACUGGAGGUCAUGCGAAUGUUAAAAUGAUCAGAACCUUGUGGAAAAGAGUCAUUGUUAACAUGAACAAACUGGAAUCUGUCAAACAAGUCUGACUUUAACCAGUCUGGUUCCUUUAAUGCCAAUGACAUGUUUUAGUCUCUGUAAUAAGAUCCUGUGAUCAAUGGUGUCAAUGCAGCACUAAGAGGUUAUAGAGGUUAUAUAUAGAGAUAAACAGUAUCUCAUUUAAUCUUAUCCAUCUCAUGUGAGCUCAUUUUAUUCAUCAUGUCAUUACUUCUUGUCUCCUCUCAUGUCUCCAUCUCACUCCACCUCAUCUCAUGCCUCAAAUCUGAUUUCUCAUCUCAUCUUGUUGGUUGUAUCUCUUCAUGGUCAUAUUUAGUUCUGGCUCAGUGUAUGAUGUCAUCGUGUGUCAUUAGACGGAGGGCAGAGCUCUGCAGAGUCCAGAGGACCAGAGGAGAGCGAUGAGCUGGAUUAUCUUCCUGCCAAACACAACUAGCAGAGAGGUCACCUGAGGUCACGUUCCUUCCCAGAACCAACACACAGCUGUGAACUCAGAAUCACCUGCUGAUGUCGACCUGCAAGUGGUGCUGUUUCACAGAGUUCACACAUCUGUUGAAUCCAUUAACUCCUCACCAUAGUCAUCUAUGGGCUCAUGUCAGGGUCAAAAAGGCUCUGAGUCUGUAAAGGGAUGUUACUAAAGAUUCCACAGUCUGUGUGAACCUGUGAAAUAAAUCUGAUUUCUUCAUGUGGAGAAAAGAGAUUAUGAACAGGCGAGAUCAGUGGUGAGCUUACACACACACACACACUGUGAUAGAUGAAGAGCUUUGUGAACAGAAGCAGAGUCAAACUGUCCAAUCAGAAGGCAGGUGGUUUAGUUUGACAAAUGUUCACACACACUGUGGUUUAGGUUAAUUCACAAAAGUUCAUUUACAACCCCAGACUGUGGAAUCAUGAGUGACCACUUCAAAGGCUCAGAGUCUUUUUGACCCUGGCGAGAGCCCAUAGUGAUCCUGGUGUCUCUACGUCAGUUUAAACAAAUCAACCACAGAGAAAUCAGAGUGAGCCAACGAUGGACAGCUGAGGUUUACGUGAAGAUAUGACAUCCUCCACAGGGUUUAAGGGGCCUGUGGUCCUGUGCCUCAGUUUGAAGUGACUGUUAUCACAUCAUUGGAAAGUUAAUCAAAAGACAACAGACACAAAAUGACUGCAAACCAUAAAACCACCCCUCAUCCAGUGUAGGAGGGUGGGGGCCUCCGUGUGUGUCCAGGGGCCCAUUGUCUCCCGAUGUGUCUGUGCCGAUCAGACCUUUACUGACAUUAUCAUCACCAGUGAGGUUUAUUUUUUUUAACUGUUUAUUCACAUUCACUGAUAAUAAACUCACACAUUUUAUCAUCUGAAAGUGUUGACUUAUAAAAUGAUGGAAAUGUUUUCUCCUGUUUUCUUUGACACAAAUGAUUUAUUUUAAUUAAAUAGAAUUUUUAACACUUUUAUAUUUUAUAGACUUUUCAGAUUUGACACAAAUAAACAGUUGUCAUGUGAAUCUGA
Seriola aureovittata is the source of this 4782-nucleotide messenger RNA. RefSeq names its product interleukin-1 receptor-associated kinase 1 (gene irak1). The coding region runs from base 555 to 2954 and encodes 799 amino acids. The transcript has 15 exons. Gene Ontology annotation, biological process: protein phosphorylation; signal transduction. The record is from RefSeq and is a predicted model, not a curated record. Gene Ontology annotation, cellular component: plasma membrane. Gene Ontology annotation, molecular function: protein binding; ATP binding; protein kinase activity. Lineage: Eukaryota; Metazoa; Chordata; Actinopteri; Carangiformes; Carangidae.